AUGGAGGAUUGGGAUCAAGACACAUUGGAGAAGAUGGUAGAUCUGGUUUGCAAAUACUUUCUUGAAGCAAUUGAAAAGAAACAGUAUGGUUGGUGUUGGUUCUGGGAUUGCCCAAAUGGUGGCAAAGAUUGUCACUACAGACAUGCUCUUCCUUCAGGCCAUGUUUUGAAAUCUCACUUCUCGAGGAAGAGGCCAAAAAGAUUCCCAAUUGAGGAGGAAAUUGAGAAUCAGAAAAAGAUGGAAGAAACUGGUCUUGCUGCACAACAAGAAAAAAGAGCUAAGAAUGACCACAUGAGUGAUCAAGCGCUGUUCCUUUCUGAUUCUUGCUUGUUUGUGGAUGACACUAAGGCCUAUGAAAAAUACCAGAGAGAAGUAGAAUCUGAGGUUGCUGAGCAAAAGAAAGUAGAGAAGCACCCCCUUACUUUUUAUUCUUUUGUGCAAAAUGCAUAUGAUCUGUUUAAGGUUGCUGUUAGUCAGCCAAAAGUGUUGAUCCGAAAUCUAAACUAUUUGAGUUUUUCAAGGCAGGACGGUGUAGCAAGGGUUUCAAAUGCAGAGUUCUCAUAUGACUUGAAUGUCCAGAGGAAGGGAGAGAAGAUUGAUACUUACAGUGAUAAGCGUGACAAAGGUGAAUGA
Ziziphus jujuba (common jujube) is the source of this 633-nucleotide messenger RNA. Its product is annotated as zinc finger CCCH domain-containing protein 11-like. Gene Ontology annotation, biological process: cytoplasmic translation. Gene Ontology annotation, molecular function: mRNA binding. Bases 1 to 633 code for a protein of 210 amino acids. Lineage: Eukaryota; Viridiplantae; Streptophyta; Magnoliopsida; Rosales; Rhamnaceae. The record is from RefSeq and is a predicted model, not a curated record. Gene Ontology annotation, cellular component: cytosol. The transcript is spliced from 7 exons.